AUGACAAAACCAUUUGAAGAUCUUGGCCAGAAAGAUUCUUUUGUGAUUCUUAUUUUUCAUGUUGAUAACAUUCUGAUCAUUACUAUCCAAAGAAGGCGGAGGUUUGGUUUUUUCUCUCCCAUGGCGAAGAGGAAAAAGACGAGUCUUAAGCCAGUCAUUCAUGAUGGAGAUCCAGUCGAGAUAUUACCUCAGGUGGCCAACGAGGUGGAGGUCGAUGUGCCAGAGGUUUGUGCGGUUUCUGAGAUAGCGCAAGAUAGGUUGAAGGUAUCUGAAGCUCCUGGGUUUGGGCAUUCGCAAGGCGACGAUUUAGGUCAGAAGGGUCAGAGAGAUCAGGAAAUCGGAGUGGAGGAUGUUGAUUCUGAACCAGAUGUUAGAUCUACAUCUUAUGUGAAUGGGACAGAUGAUAAUGAAAAAGGUGGAGACGAUGAUUUUCAAUCCGAAUCUCAACAUCAUUGGCAACAAUUUAGGUCUAGUAAGCUCUCCUUCUCUGAACCGAAAUUGGAAUUCACUGAACCAAUUUUUAGGAAUGGUCAAAAGUUGGCACAAGUUGACAUAGAAGAGGUUAAGAUUCAGUCUGCUAACUGGUCUGCUGCUGUCAUUUGCAUGGUGAUGGGAGCGAAUCCUCCAAUGACAAUUUUUGAGGGCUUCAUAAAGAGAGUUUGGGGCCAUCUAGGGAUUGCCCAAAUUUCUAGAAUGAUUAUGGGGUUAACUUUGGUGAAAUUUAAUGAUGAAGCGACUAGAGAUCAUGUCUUAGAGAAUGGAAUCUUGCAAUUCGAUAGGAAACCUGUCAUUGUUAGACCUUGGACAACGGAUUUGAGUGCUAUUAGACUGAUUCGGUCGGUGCCCCUUUGGGUCCGUCUUCAUGACCUGAGAUUACAAUAUUGGGGAAGCAAGUGUCUAAGUGCGUUGGUGAGCACGGUUGGCAAACCAUUGCUAGUUGAUAAAUUCACUAGGGAACGAUCUCGGGUUCAGUUUGCGAGGGUCCUAGUGGAGAUGGAAAUAACAGAUGACCCUCCCCGAAGUUUACAGUUUGUCAAUGAAUAUGGUCAGAUUAUUGAGCAGGGGAUAGAGUAUGAAUGGUUGCCUACUAAGUGCAAGACUUGUUCUGGUUUUGGACAUUCCAUGGCAGAUUGUCGCAAGAGUGUUAAGCCUAUGUGGGUGGAAAAAGGAGGGAGGUCUAAGGCAGAUUCUACUAAAGAACAGGGAACUACUUCAGAGAUUAAGAAUACAGAGGAACCAACUCAGGAAGUGGGUAAUAAGGAAGGAGUGGAUAUCUCAGUCAUUGGUCUUACUGAGGUUUCUCGUCAAGAGGAGGCUAAUGUGGAUCAAUCUAAGGAAAGGGUUAUGGAUGAUAUAUGGCACACCCCUAAGCGUACUGCAUCCCUAAGCAAGCAAGGAUUGGGUACUACUGAGUUUUCUAAACUGGCCACGGAUCAACAUCACAGGACUAAUAAAUAUGAUGUGCUUCAAGAGCAGAAGAAAGUUCAAGAAAUAGUUAGAAGUAGUAAGAUUGGAAUUGGUGGGUUAUUGGAAACAAAAUUACGAGGGAAUAAAGUUAGGGAGUUUAUGGAUACUAGAUUUCCUAAUUGGGAGUUCUACUCCAGUCCGAUUAUAGAAGGGCGAUUAUUAAUUCUGUGGAGAAAGGGGAUAGCUAGAUUGACUGUGUUGGAAGACUCUCCUCAGCUUGUUCAUUGUCAAGUUCAGUUGGUAGGUGACAUGAGAUGUUUCUGGGUUACUUUUGUUUACGGUUUCAACACUGUAGAGAAGAGAAGAAGCCUUUGGACGGAUCUAACUCGUAUCUCUCUUUCAGCUAAGGCUUGGAUUGUGUUAGGAGACUUUAAUGCUACCUUUUCUGGUGGUGAUAGAUCGGGGGGUAAUGCAAUUACUGGUAAUGAGCUGGCUGAUGCUAUUGAUUGGAAAGUUAUAGCUAAUGUUCAAAGUCUCAAAGCUACAGGGUCUUUUUUCACCUGGACUAAUAACCAAGAAGGAACAGCCCGGAUUUUUUCGAAAAUUGAUCAUGUUUUCAUUACUGAGGAGUGGUUAGACUUUUUCCCUCAGACUUUGGCUAAGUUUAGUUGGGAGGUUGUUUCAGACCACUGCUCUUGUAUUGUGUCAAAUAUUCCAGUGGUGACUAUGGGAACUAAGCUGUUUAAGUACUAUAAUUUCUGGGCCAACCAUACUGAUUUCAAGCAAGCAGUUUUAAGUAGCUGGGAGGUUCCUGUUCAAGCUACUGGUCUUAGAGCUGUUUUUGUUCAACUUGUUAGAUUGAAGCACAGGCUUAAGAGGUUCAACAGGGAGUGUAUUGGUGAUGUGGGGUAUUGCUACCAGCUAGCUUCGAAGGAAUUCCAAGAUGCCCAAUUUCAGGCCCAAGCUAAUCCUCUUGAUAUCAGCUUACAUGAGUUGGUAGUUGACCAUUUUGUAGAGCACUUCAAGAAUCAUCUAGGCUCCUCCAGAUCGGCCUCUGGUGUAGUGGAUCGGUGCUGUGUUGAUUUGGGUCCUAAAUUGUCCAUUGAUCAACAGCUGUCUCUUAUGUCUCCUUUUUCUAACAAGGAAAUAAAAAAGGCUUUUUUCAGUAUUCCUAGCACCAAAACUCCUGGACCUGAUGGUUUUGGAUCAAGUUUUUUCAAGCUGUUUUGGAAGGAAAUUGGUCAUGAUAUAUGCUCAGCUGUCAAUCAUGGUUUUACUUCAGGAAAAUUACCUAAGGAACUUCAUGAAACGACUAUCUCUCUGAUUCCUAAGGUGUCUAAUCCGGCUAAGGCAUCUGAUUUCAGGCCCAUUGCUUGUUGUUCAACUAUCUAUAAGGUCAUGGCCAAAUUGCUUAGUUCUCGGUUGGCCUUGGUGCUCCCUUCUCUUAUUCAGUCUAACCAAGGAGCUUUUGUUCGUGGUAGGACCAUUGCUCAUAAUAUCAUGAUUCUUCAAGAUCUUAUUAAGAAUUAUGGUAGAGCGAAUACUUCUCCCCGUUGUGCUAUAAAGAUAGACAUAAGCAAGGCUUACGACACCGUUGAUUGGUUAUUUUUGGAAAACCUAUUGAAGGAAGUUUGUUUUCCUAUGAAGUUUAUAGGUUGGGUGAUGAAGUGUGUCCAAAAUACUAACUACUUCUUACUGUUAAAUGGCCGGGUUCAGGGAAAUUUCAAGGGAAAAAGAGGAUUACGGAAAGGGGAUCCUAUGCCUCCGCUCUUAUUUGUGAUCAUUAUGGAAUACUUGACUAGAAGCAUUCAGUGGGCUUCCAGAUCCCCUCUUUUCCGAUUUCAUCCGUUGUGUAAGAGCAUUAAUUUAAUUAAUUUGUGUUUUGCCGAUGACAUUAUUCUGUUUUGCAAAGGCAAUAUUGGGGCUGUUAAUGUUCUUAAGUGUGCUCUUGGGGUUUUUGGUGAGGCUUCAGGGCUUCAAUUAAACCUUAUGAAGUCUAUGAUAUACUUUGGAGGAGUUCCUUUAGAGGAUAAAAAAGGGAUUUGUCAGCUGUUGAAUCUCACUGAAGGAUCCUUUCCACUGCAUUAUCUAGGGGUCCCUCUUAGACCUACGAAGUGGAAACAUUCAGACUGUGAGAUCAUUAUUCAAAAAGUAAGAACUAAACUCUUCUCCUGGUCUAGUAAGCACCUUUCUUAUGCAGGUAGACUGCUUCUUAUCCAAUCUGUUCAAUUCGGUUUAUGUAAUUUUUGGAUGAAUGUGUUCAUUCUCCCUCAGAGCAUUAUUAAGGAGGUCGAUAAACUGUGUAGACAGUUCCUUUGGGGGGCUUCGGGGACUCGCAGUAAGCUUCAUUUUGCUUCAUGGCAGCAGGUGUGUCGUCCCAAGGCUUUUGGAGGCCUCGGUCUUAGAGAAGGGUCCAGCUGGAAUAGAGCUUUGUUGGCUAAGUAUAUCUGGGCAGUCACGAAUAAACAUGAUACUUUAUGGGUCAAAUGGGUGCAACACGUCUACUUGAAGGGGGCUGAUUUUUGGAAUUAUGGGUUGAAGUUGGACACUAGUUCGUACUGGCGGAAAAUUUGCCAUCUCAGAAAUAAGUUUAGUAAAUCUGAGGUGUUGGCAGCUGGUUGUUCUGGGAAGUUUAAACCAGCCUUGCUCUAUAUCAGUGGUUUAAACCAGAAACUAGCAGAGUAUAAAAAAACUAUUUGGCAUCGAUCUAUUCUGCCUAAGCAUCGAUUUAUGCUUUGGAUGGUGCUUAAUUCUUAUCUGUUAACUAGAGAUAAUCUCGCCAAAGUUCAUAUGCAAUUAUCUAGCUUACUGUGUCCGGUUUGUGAUAUUCAUUUGGAGAGCCACCAGCAUCUUUUUUUCGACUGCUGCCUCUCCUUAAAGGUGCUGGAGGUCAUAUUCACCUGGAUUGGUUUCCCUGCUUGGUCCCCUUUGUACUCGGCUUGGACAGUCAACUUACAUGCUGGGUUUAGUAAUAGUUUUAGUCUCACUUUGAACAUGAUUCUAGCUGCUGUGGUUUAUAGUAUUUGGAGAAAUAGGAAUAGAUGCUUACAUGAUGGUUAUUCAUUGACUGCUUAUUAUAUAGCUAAAUAA
This is a messenger RNA of Humulus lupulus (European hop), 4497 nucleotides long. RefSeq lists its product as uncharacterized. Gene Ontology annotation, molecular function: catalytic activity. The record is from RefSeq and is a predicted model, not a curated record. Bases 1 to 4497 code for a protein of 1498 amino acids. NCBI's taxonomy places the organism in Eukaryota, Viridiplantae, Streptophyta, Magnoliopsida, Rosales, Cannabaceae. The transcript has 3 exons.